UUUUUAUUGUAUAAUAAUUAGUAACGAAUUUGUGGUAGUCAUGUGUUAAUUUUGUAAACAAAAAUAUAUUGAAUCCGCUCGAAAUGAGAUUGUUUUUAAAUCUCGGAAUAACUUCAACUAAACGAUUACUAUAUAUUAAUACCAAUCUAUUAAAUCAUUCUUCAUGUUGGAGUAAAAUGGCGACCGAAGUGGAAAAAGCCCAAGUUGCAGCUCCUACUGGAGAUACUAUUUUCGGAAAGAUACUUCGUAAAGAAAUACCUUGUAAUUUCAUUUAUGAAGAUGAUAAGUGUGUUGCAUUUCAAGAUAUAAAUGCUCAAGCACCAGUGCAUUUUCUAGUAAUUCCACGAAAACCAAUUUCACAACUUUCAAAAGCCGAAGAUGCGGACGAAGCUUUGUUGGGCCAUUUAAUGCUUAUUGCCCGUAAAGUGGCGAAGCAACAAGGCCUCGAUAAUGGUUUUCGUUUGGUUAUCAACGAUGGUAAACAUGGUGCACAAUCGGUAUAUCAUUUGCAUAUACAUGUUCUCGGUGGUCGCCAAAUGCACUGGCCCCCAGGUUAAAAAAUUCCAUUUCAUUUAAUACAAUUCUAUACGCAGUUUUAAAUUUUAAGAAAUAUCUUUUGUCAAUAAUAAAGUAUUGAGAAAAAUAUUGCUUAUAAUUAAUUAGUUUUAUUAUAAAAUUAAAAAUGUUAUAAUAUUCGAAAAAUAUUAUUUUGAAACCAAAUUAAAAAUCUAUUCUUUUUUAUAUACUUCAUAUACGAAUUGUAUAUUAUUUUCUUCUUGAAUUCCUUGUGGUAUGUUUGGAUCUCUAAAAGAAAAAAAAAAGAAAAAAGAAAAAAGAAAAAUAAAUUUAUAAUGAAUUUACUUUAUAAAGAACUUACUCUGUUAAAACAAAAUUAUUAGGGAUAGUUGGGAAAAAUGUAUCACACUCAAAAUAUUUUUUUAUUCUUGUCAAAUAUAAUCGAUAAAAAUUUGGAGAUUCCAUUGCUGCCUGCGAUUAAAUUUAAAUUAUAAUUAAAAAA
This is a messenger RNA of Apis laboriosa (Himalayan honeybee), 1018 nucleotides long. RefSeq names its product histidine triad nucleotide-binding protein 1 (gene HINT1). The record is from RefSeq and is a predicted model, not a curated record. Gene Ontology annotation, biological process: purine ribonucleotide catabolic process. Lineage: Eukaryota; Metazoa; Arthropoda; Insecta; Hymenoptera; Apidae. The coding region runs from base 84 to 557 and encodes 157 amino acids. Gene Ontology annotation, cellular component: nucleus; cytoplasm. Gene Ontology annotation, molecular function: hydrolase activity. The transcript is spliced from 2 exons.